AUGGCGGGCUUCUCCUCUUCACAUACAUGGGAGUCUCUUAGACCUAGAAAGGAUGAGCAAGAUUGGGCUGAUGUUGUCUGGUUUAAGGGUGCUGUUCCUAAGCAUGCUUUUAACAUGUGGCUGAGCCACCUCAACAGAUUGCCUACCCGGGAUCGCUUAGCAGGCUGGGGAAUUACGCAAGUGUCUGAUUGCUGCAUCUGCUCAAAUGAAGCAGAAUCUAGAGACCACCUCCUUCUAAACUGUGAUUUUGCAGCUGUUAUAUGGAGAGUAGUCUUCUCAAGGCUUAGCCCCUCGCUGCUUACUUGUCGCUCUUGGGCAGAAAUGCUCUCUUGGACUCGUCGCUGCUCAAGGAAAGCUCCAUCCAUUCUAAGGAAGCUGGCAGCUCACACUACUAUAUUCCACAUAUGGAAGCAGAGAAAUAACGCCUACCACAACUCGCAGUCGAUUCCUCCUUUGACAAUCUUCAAAAGCAUCGAUCGCGAAAUCAGAAACACCAUCACCUCAAGAAGUCAUCUAAAACGGUUUGAGAGACUCAUGAGUCUUUGGAUCCGUUGA
Molecule: messenger RNA, 555 nt
Organism: Capsella rubella
Lineage: Eukaryota; Viridiplantae; Streptophyta; Magnoliopsida; Brassicales; Brassicaceae
Exons: 2
Coding region: 1-555 (184 amino acids)
Source: RefSeq, a predicted model, not a curated record